UUUCCGAGUCUGGUGCACGCCCUGGCUCUGCCCGCGCCUCCCAUUGACCGAACUCUCUGUUCACGGGUUGAGAUAUCCAUUCAUUCGUCAAAACAGCAGAAAUGGCGGCCGUGGCGGCUUUUUUUUUGCUUGGCCUGUUUCGUCAGCGACGGCGGUAUUUCGAACAUGUCAACGCCUUCGACAUGCCCAACGAGGAAUUCCGGCAGCGUUAUCGACUGUCUAAGAACGUAGUACGGUGGCUGUGCAACCAACUUCGAGCAGAUCCGGCUCUGAGAAGGCGGCGCCGCGGCCGUACCGUCAUGACGGUCGAACAGCAGGUGCUGUGCGCGCUUCACUUCUUCGCCACCGGCAGGUACCAAGGCGAGGUGGCGUGGGACCAGCACUUCGCUGUGCACCAGACGACUGUCAGCGCGGCCAUCCGCGCCGUGGCCACGGCAAUCGUGAACUGCCUCGGCAGGCAAUGGGUGGCCUUCCCGCAGACCGACGAAGAGAAGGCGGCGACCCGGGAGGCCUUCGUUCGACGCGGCUGCCUGCCCGGCGUCGUCGGAUGUGUGGACGGCACCUUCGUUGCCAUCAAGGCCCCGUCACAGCACGACCGCACAGUGACUAAGGCUCUAUAUUGGUGUCGUAAACACUACUACGCGCUCAACGUCAUGGUGGUGUGCGACGCCGACAUGAGAAUCUUGGCCUUCGACCCCUGCAUGCCGGGCUCAACGCACGACUCCUUCGUGUGGAGGAGAUCUUGGGUGCGCCAAGAGUGCGUCGCCGGCAGACUGCUCGAGGACGGCGAGUACCUGCUCGGCGACGAGGCAUACCCACUGGAGCCGUGGCUCUUGAGCCCCGUGCCCGGGCGGCCGUCUCUCGACUCCCCGGCCGGGCGUUACAACAUCGCCCACGCCUCCACAAGGGCGGUUGUGGAGCGCUGCAUCAGGCUGCUGAAGAGCAGGUUCCGGUGCUUGCAGAGGCCCCGGACCCUGUUCCACCACCCGAAGAUCGCCGGCACGAUUGCGGCAGCCUGCGCGGUGCUCCACAACGUCUGCCUCUGCUCGGAGGAGCCUGAGCCAUACCCACCGUCAGACUCAGAGUCCGACAGCAGUUCCGACGACGAGGACGAAACCAGUGACGCAGCUGAGGAGCGGAUCUCCGUGCAGUCAAGGUGCCUCUACGCACGGGGGAAGGCUGUGCGAGACCGCCUCGUGCUCACACCCUGCACGAGCCACCUGCGUCGCGUCCGUCGUCGGUUUCAUAGCCUUCAUCCUCGCCGCCCUCACUAGGGUUGUGGCAGUGGUCUUUUUUUGGAGCCAGUUUUAGACUUCAUGAAUGUACUGUGAUUUGGGCAUUCUGCCGGACACUUUUUGGACUCUGUGUGUUCAAUGGUAUGGUUGGUCUGUGAGAGCCAACUUAAACUCUGUGUGUCUGUGUAGACUUGAAUGUUCUGUUAGAGCUGGUUUGGUCUCGUGUGUGUGUGUGUGCGUGUACAGUGACCUGGAUGUGUUGCCAGAGCCAGUUUGGACUGUGUGCAAGUGUGUGUUUACAGUGAUUUGGAUGUUCCGCCAAAGCCAGAUUGAACUUUGUAUGUGUAUGUGUGUGUGCCAUGAUCUGGAUGUGGUGCCAGAGGGAAAUUUGAGUAUGCACUGUACAGACUCGUGUAGAGUUUUCCAGCAUGUUGGAACAAUCUUUCUUACCCUGGCCCAUAAUUGGAGGGUUGCGCAAAGACAGAAGGUUCUUCAGGCUGUCGAUAAGCAAACUUCUUGCAUGUUUUUCACCUGUCAGUGAAAGUUGAGAUAUCGGCAGUCAUUCUUGGCCAGUACAUGAACUUUCGGGCGUUAGACUCGCAUUGGUCCAAACCAACACGUCCCUGAUUAGUCACUACCUUGUUUUCUUUAAGAAGUACUCCAGUGACCAGUGAUCAUUCUGCUGUGAACGGCGUCAUCUCGCCUUCCACAAGCCUCGGUGAUUGCAGGUUGGAAAUGACCAACUGGAGAGCAGGAUUGCUGGCUGUUGCUAAAUGCAAAUGGGUUUUUUUCUUUCUUUUUUUUCUGUUUUUUGAUGGCAGACAGGGCACCUACCGCAUGAUCUUCGACGUCUGUCAUAUCUUCCUCAUAUGAUAUGUGAAGUGUGACGCCCAAAUAUAAAGCUUGUUGCAAAAAAUGCAUAUUCUCACUCACAUUUUUCUACAGGGGUCUCAAAGUUAGAAGGAGGCUUUUUUGCAGUCAUGUGGGAAAGCCUACUUCUGAACUGUAGCAGACUGCACUCUUCAAAGCAGAACAAAAUUCCCUCAUGCAUCUCUUGAUCACUAUUAUUUAACAUGAAGAGAGGGAUUCAGGUUUGUUACCCUUCUCAUGUUGAUGCGACUGUGCCCUGUUGGCAAUGCCUAAAGUUACUUUGUUUACUUGUUUCUGAUGUCCUUGGUUCUAACAUAAUGUUAUGCGACUCUGGCUUCAGUCAUGCAAGUCCACGAUAAUGGAAGCAGAUAGUGCAACCUUGUGCACAUCUUUUAGGGUUAAUUUUAUCACCAUGCACUGUGGAGAAAAAAUAAAAUGACUUCAUAGUUCAUUAAAGCUUCUUUGCCUGCUCCUUUGUGUUUCGAUAGCAUAUUUCACCCAAAGUAUACAUCAACUUUUGUGAACAAGCAAUCUAGGAAUGCAGCCUUCAAAAUACAAGUGGCCUCAUAACUUAAGAUCAGAGUCAAUAGUCCAGCACGAGCUUCCCAGUUUCCACACUUUUGCGUCUCAUGCAACUUGGGCAGACUCAUGAUGCCAAAGCAUGGCAGAAGGCACAAAGCGCUUGCUGGAGACAUUAAAAAAAUGCACUGCCGUUUCUAUUUCGUCAGUCUAUAGCUACUUACCAGCUCGGGACAACUUUGAUGGUGCGCAAAGGACACGCUGGAAGCCUGUAAUCAACCUGUGCUCAGCAGCAACACCAUUCAAUUUGGCAUUGCCCGUGUAGCCGUCGACAAAAGCAGAAUAAAUCUUGCUAAGACAUCCCCCCA
This is a messenger RNA of Ixodes scapularis (black-legged tick), 2992 nucleotides long. RefSeq names its product putative nuclease HARBI1. The transcript is spliced from 3 exons. Bases 102 to 1274 code for a protein of 390 amino acids. Lineage: Eukaryota; Metazoa; Arthropoda; Arachnida; Ixodida; Ixodidae. The record is from RefSeq and is a predicted model, not a curated record.